AUUUUGUUGUCAACCUGAAUAUGAGCAGAGAUAAAGUUGCAAAAUCUAAUGCAUUGCAUGAAAGCGAACAGCCUCUAGAUCUAUCAAAACCGCACAAUGAUAAAAACAUUAUAAAGCAAUCGCUCAAAAGUUUAAUUCAGACACGUCGACUUGCAGAAGGCAAGGGACUUUUGAACGUUACAUUCACCCACGAAGAGGCGGCUGCUCAUGAGCUUACAAAAGAGGAGCAACUAAGACAGAGCGAAAGAAAGGAGCAAAAUAGAAGAGCUGCACAUAAAUGUAGACAGAAGAAAAAACAUAAGCUAGAAUAUUUGACAGUGGAAAAAGAUAAGUUAAAAAAGAGGAAGAAGUGGUUAGAACAGACUUUAAUUUCACUAGAAAAAGAGAAAGACACAUUGCUACAAACACUGAGGGAAGAUGGAAACAAAGAAACGACUGUGAUAAAAAGCGAACCCAACACUGGUAUUGACGGUAGUAAUUCAUCAAUGAUGGGGAAAUCAUGCAUUUUACAAAACAACAAAUCUCAUAUUUGUUGUGAGUGUGAAAAUCAGUCCCAUGAUCCAAAGAAUUGUAAUAAAAAUUCUCCAUGCCAGUUCAAAGCCAAAGAGAGGCUGUCAUGUGAUAAACAAACACCAAAUCAAACUUCUUUAGAUAAUGAUGAUAGACUUGCCUUUUUCAACUAUUACAUGAAAAUGAAAGGCAAUGAUGAUGAUUGCUCAAAUGAUAAAGAUUCUUUGUUAGACAGUAGUCAGUCUAAUAAAUAUUAUUCUAGUAUUGAUGAAUAUGAUGAUUAUAGUGAUUCCGACAGUAGUGAUAGCGAGGGAUAUUUGGUGAUUUAUGAAAGCGAGUCUGAUUCUGAUAUGUUUAGCAACAGUCAGUCAUCUUAGCAGAUUGUUAUUGCUAGAUUAUUAAAAAGUGCUUUAAAUCAAAUUAUUACUCAUCAGUAAAGUCACUCAAUCAUAAAAAGAUUGAAAAUAGAAUUUGUUAUUUUGAUUUUGUUAGUGUUUAAAGAUUAGUAAAGCCUCAUAGCUCUAAAUAGCUUUAGUGUUGGUACCGCUUGAAAACUCAUGAAGAGGUAUACUACCAUACAAAGCAGAUUUACCACAAGACAUUUUAUGUUCUUCAAGAAAAAGGGAACUAGUUUAAAAUUAUUGAAAACCAGUAUUUUAUAAAACAGGGCAUAUAAACAGAGUUUUAGAUACUAUUGUACAAUGUUGUAUAUACAUAGGAAUAUAAUUCCGUUUUUUGUAUAAAUGUUAUAUUCUAUUUUUUAUUUAUGAUAAAAUUAAGUGGCUUAUAUUUAUUUAAACAGUUACUUGGUUAUAUAAUGUAUGGCACAAUGCAGCUUUAACAGUAAUCUUUAAUGGUGAUGCAUAAUUAAAAAAGCAGCCUCAGAAGGCAACAGCCAAGUAGAUUUGUUUUGUCUUUAUUGCUCAGGAAUCCUGUAUAUUACUUACAAACAAAAAAAUGUCCAGAGUACAUGUGUUUGAAUGAACUUCACAUUUGAAUAAUACUGUUCAUGAAAUUUAAUUUAUGGAUUGUUUUUAUUUAUGGAUUUAGUACUUUCGGUAUCCUGCUUGUUUUAAUUAAUUGUUAACUUUACUUUAUGAAGGGAUGACUAAAUCUUAAUUAUUAUAUAAACUUAAUUAUUAUAUAUGUUAGAUGUACAUGAUGUAAAGGGUGUUUCAAAAGUAACAAAAUAUAGUCAACACAGUAAUGACAUACAUGUACAUGUAUCCCUAUCAUAAAAUUGCCUUUUGUGGUUGAUUGAUUGUAGCUUGCUUUCACAUGCAAAAAGGCUGCAAUGCACAUACAUGUAGGUAUCUUUUGAUAAAAGAAAUACUAUUUGAAAGCAAUAUUGUGUUAAUGAUAUACAUGUAUGAUGAUAUAAAAGGUGGCCUUUGAUGUUGGUUUUGUUUUAUUGUACAAAAACUAGUGCUAAUAAUAAAGUUUGUUAUGAAUUGUACCUUUUAUACUGCAAAAAUAAGGUUUUCUCAUUUAAGAAAAAACGUGUUGAUUAAAUUGCAUGCUGUUUUAUUUUUAUGUGAUAACUGUUUUAUAGGGCACUAUUAUUAUGCUUUUUCAGGUAAUAGAUAGUUCAGAGGUUGAAAAUAGUUUUCUUUUCCAUUUUUGUUUUAUGACUAAAAUCACAAAAAGUUUUGUCUUGGAUCAUCUGGAUUGUGAUCAACAAAUGGUAAAUUUUCUUAUAACAGAUUUUGAAAUUUUGUGGAUAUAUUAUAUUAUUGUAUAAGAAUUACACAAUUUUGAAGGCAAAUAGCCAGAGAGACUAUAUAUAGACAUUGUUUAAAUGUUAAUGAACCUUUCUGAAAGUGAAAGUGAUAGUUCAGCCUUAAUUUAACCUGCUCAAGAAUAAGUAUUGAUAUGUUGUAUAUUUAUAAGUAACACAGGCAGCUUGUUAUGUAUGCUUUGUCAUUUAAAUAUAUUAUUGCAUUAAUUCAUCUAAACGUCACAUGAUAUUAGAGGGAUAUUUUAUUUGAGAAUAUGUAAAUAGCCAUAGGGUGACCUAUAGUUGUUAAUGUCUGUGUCAUUUUGGUCUUUUGUGGAUAGUUGUCUCAUUGGCAAUCAUACCACAUCUUCUUUUUUAUAUUCACGAUUAUUACUAUAUAGAAUCAGACAAUUCAUAAAAGUUGUUUUUAAAAUUUGAUAUAAACAUUAUGGGACCUAUGUGAGAACUAAUCUAAAAUGUAAAUAACUUAAGGUUUUCUAAGAUAGAAUGUACCUCAUUUGAAUUGCCAUUUCAAACACAUCUGAUCAGCUUAAAUUUAUUAAGAUUAUCCUGCUGUUUAUUAAGUUUGCCUCAACAUAGUUGAGGAAAGCAAUGAAGAAUCAUGUGCAAACAUGUUUGUGUCUGCAUCUUCUUCAAAGUCAUGAAAGUCAUAUUUUGAGAACUGCUUUGCAACCAGCAAGAUUUGGUUUUAGGUGCAUUUAAAUAAGUCUUGCAUAUGUUUUAAGGAGAAAGUCAUAUGACCAAUAUUUCAUAUGAUGGUAUGUCUCUCUCACUAUACAUUGAAGGAUCCAUUAUAUUAGUGUAUGAAUGUGUCCUUUACUGUACACCAGCAUUCAGGCAAAUGAGAGGUACUGUAACUUUUUUGUUGUUUAACUUCAUUGAUUUGAUUGAGUUAAAUUUCAAUGUUCUUUUUCAGUCAAUAUACAUGUAUUGAACAUACAUUCUACAUGUAGAAGUAGGAUCAAAUAGUGUAUUAUUAGCUGAAUUUUAAUUUAUGGACAAAAUCUUUGGAUUGUAGUUUAUUAAUUCUUUACCAAUCUUGGUUGAAUGAUGCAAAUGAGACAAUGAUGAUUUCUAUGGAAAAUCAGCAGUGGCGGAUCCAGAAUUUUUCAUAAGUGACCACUCCAGGCAUGCUUCAAUGAUUCCCUAUAUAAUCAACCAAAUUAUUACCUCAAAAAGGGGGGGGGGGCUGAAAACCCCUUUAAAUCUGCCUCUGAUUAGGUGAAAAUUUCAAGGUCACAGUCACUUUUGACAGAGUGAAACUUAAUUUGAUGAUGCCCCUUAAAAACAAAUUAAAACAAGAAUGUGUCCAAAGUACACGGAUGCCUCACUCCAGGGUUUCCGCUGGCGGUCGCCAUUUUUGCAAAUUGCGAAAAAAUUAUAAUUGUGGCGAUUAAAAUUCGUCAUUGGCGAAAGAAAUAUAUAACGAUUUAUUUUCAGCCAUCUUGUUUAUCUACUUUUUUUCGGGUUUCUCUGACUUUACCGAUCAGACAAUACUCGGAAUUCACCUUGAACUUGUUAAGAUUUUGACAGAAAAUCAAUAAUCAGCUGAUUGCAUUUAUAGCUAUCGACAUCAAAGGACUAAUUAAUAAAGGUGUUGAUUGUAUGAUAUGACAAAACGAUAUUGUUAAAUGGCUUCUGUCACAUGUCACAAAAGGGAUUUAUUAACCACAUUGCGACGCACGUGUUUGAAGCAAAAUUUUUACGCUUCCUCUCCUUCUUUUAAUGAUAGUCUAGCAAAGAAAAUUGUUGUUAUGACGAAAAAUGUUCAAAAGCAAGAAAGGUCUCUGAUUUAAAACUCUUAUCAUUUAACUUUCAUAUAGGUCAUUGAUUUGAAUUGGAACUUCAAAGUCGUUUCAGUAACACACGUGUUUCAAGCAUUUUUUUUAACUUAUUUACGAUGCCGGUCUAGAGAAGAAAACUGUCGUUAUGAAGAAAUCUAUUCAAAAGGUUGGCAUGAGAGUAACCCUUCAAUGUAAUGACUACACCUUACACGAGCGAUCAAUUCCUAGUGAUGAGAUUCUUCGUUUUGUUGUAAAAAACACUUCCUAUUUAGGGGGGGGGGGGGGCUGGAAAAAAGGAAAAUGUGAAAAAAAAAUAUAUUUGUGUUUCUUUGCGAAAAAAAAAUAAUAAAGUGGCGAAAAAUAUAUUGUUUUGGCGAAAGAGGUGGCGAAAAAAAUAAUUGACCCAGGGGAAACCCUGCCUCACUCGCACUAUUAUUUUACAUGUUCAGUGGACCGUGAAAUUGGGUAAAAAAUCUAAUUUGGCAUUAAAUUAGAAAGAUCACACCAUAGGGAACAUGUGUACUAAGUUUCAAGUUGAUUGGACUUCAACUUCAUCAAAAACUACCUUGACCAAAAACUUUAACCUGAAACUCACACUUUCAUUUUCUAUGUUCAGUGGACCGUGAAAUUGGGGUAAAAAAUUUAACUUGACUGUAAAUUUAGAAAGGUCAUAUCAUAAGGAACAUGUGUACUAAGUAUCAAGUUGAUUGGACUUCAGCUUCAUCAAAAACUACCUUGACCAAAACUUUAACCUGAAACUCACACUUUCAUUUUCUAUGUUUAUUGGACCGUGAAUGUGGGGUCAAAAGUUUAAUUUGGCUGUAAAAUAAGAAAUAUCAUAUCAAAAGGAACAUGUAUACUAAGUUUCAAGUUGAUUGGACUUCAGCUUCAUCAAAAACUACCUUGACCAAAAACUUUAACCUGAAGUGGGACAGACGGAGGAAUGAACGAAUGAACGGACGGACGGACAAUCGGACACACAGCCCAGAAAACAUAAUGCCCCUAUUAUUGUAGGUGGGGCAUAAAAAUCCUGUAUAGAUUUUGAGGUUGCUAGGCAGAGGUCAAAGGUCACAGCAGCAAUUCUUAAACAGAAUUUUUGGGGAAAAUUUUGGUUUUCUGCAGGAUGUCCUUUGAACCAUAUGUCCAACCUUCACCUAACUCGGCUGAAAAACACUUUGAACAAGCUUGAUUUGUCAUUAAAUCAAAGGUUAAGGUCACAGUACUAACUUACAAAUAGACUGAUUUUUUUGGUACACAACAAAACCUGAUGAGCCUUAACUUAGAUCUUUACCUAUCUGCAGUGACUUAUACACCUAAGUGGAAAAAAAACAAAUACUUGUCAGGUAUAUAGGUCAAGGGUCAAGGUUACAGCAGUGUACAUCACAACUUUGCUUCUGCACUUGUGGUGCUUUUGUAAUUUUUUGCUUUUCUAACAUUGAUUUAUUUAAUCAAAUGGUGCAGAAUGAGAUGCACUUUGUAAUCAUAAAUAACCUAUGUUUAUAUUAUGGCUUUUAUGCAUGAAUUGCAUUAACAUGAAUAUAAAGUGCAAAAUAAAGAGUAUUAUAUACAUGUC
Messenger RNA from Mytilus trossulus (common blue mussel), 5605 nucleotides. RefSeq lists its product as uncharacterized. NCBI's taxonomy places the organism in Eukaryota, Metazoa, Mollusca, Bivalvia, Mytilida, Mytilidae. The coding region runs from base 21 to 887 and encodes 288 amino acids. Gene Ontology annotation, molecular function: DNA-binding transcription factor activity. The transcript has 3 exons. Gene Ontology annotation, biological process: regulation of DNA-templated transcription. The record is from RefSeq and is a predicted model, not a curated record.